AUGGCGACUUCAUCCGUGACAACCAAAGGCUUGAACCAGGAAGGGAUGGAGCAAGGGUCCUUUCCGGCGCUUCAUUGUUCCGCGGGACAGCGCCUAGGGGACAGCCGCAGCACUGCGCCAAGUUCGAGUAGCUCGCGUGGGCAUUCCGCCGACGACCUAGCCGCUGGCGGCACCAAGGUCAGGAAGAGCCACGAGGCUCCUCUCCAACUCCGGUCGCCGGUCCCGGGAUAUGAUACGGUCAACGAGCUCGCCGCAGCGGCGCCGAAGGACACAAGCGCGAAGAGCGCUGGAUCGCCCUCGGGGGGAAGGAGACGCCGCAGCCCCUCGGGGGAUGUAACGGCUGCGGGGGCCGGCUCGGAAUCCGGGACGGUGAGCCCGCCGAGCAGCUCUGGAGGUCGAAGCACCAGCUUGGAGAACCUCGUUUCAAAGGCCGAGGUGGCGAGCGAUGGAACCCUAAAGUGGAACAGCGUCUACUGCAAGCACUUCCUUUUUGGCCGCUGCGCGAGAAGACGGUGCCGAUUCCUUCACGGAGAUGCCGAAGUCGUGCAGCAGCAAAGGCGCCUUCUCGAAAUGGCCACGGCCGCUGCUGCUGCGGUAGCCUCUACGACCGGUACCGGGCAUAACGACGACUCCGCGACCAAAAACGGAGGCGCAACCAACUCACGACCGUCUCGCGAUCGAAAGGCUCCUGCAAGCGGCACAGGAGGUGGUGGCGCAGUGCUAGUCCGGAACGAGGACAGACGUGAGGAUGCGAACGAGCAAGGAAGCCGCUUCUUUGGCUCGCAUGCGGGAGGCACACCUCAUCAGCAUCAACGACGCGGCUCCCACGGUGGUUUCAGCGCCAUGGGGCCGACUCCCCCCAACCGCUUCGUACACUACCAGCCAGUUGGGCGCUCUAUGAACGGACCGAUCCACGCGGAAGUGGAGAAUCAACGCAAACAGGGCUCUCCCAACGGCAGUGGCCAUCGAGGACCACCCGGCGUGUCUGGACACUCCUCGUUCGUCCCCUUCUACAGCAGUGGAGCACAUGCCGGAGCGCCGAUUCCCUCGUCCUCUCCUUUGGGCGCCUUCCUAAGCUCAUCGUCCGUCUUCCCGCAGGGACGCGGGGCGGCUCUCGGCGACUCCUCCAACGGAAACCCGAACUUCUACUCGUCGCAGGCGUACCUCAGAAAUGGCCAAAACGCCUCUUGGAGCGUUCCCAGCUCCGUGCCCCCGCCGCCGUCUUCAGCGCCUGCGCUCCCGUAUGCGUCUUCGGGUUCACUCUACGGCAUGCGGCCCGCGGGGGAACAGGCGGACGAUAUGCGCCGCCCUCCUACCGCGUGCAGAAAUUCCAUGCAAGGUUCCCACCCACCGCGACGCGAGUUGGACUUUGCUCAAGCGAUGGCAUUCGCCGCGGCUGAACAGCUCACCCGCAACGAGGAGAAUUUCGCGGCGGCGAAGGCCGCGUCAGCGGCGGCCCAGCUGCUGGCUGCACAGAUCGAGUCCUCUCAGAUGACUCACGGAGACGGCGCGCGCUUGGCGGUGCAAUGCCAGGGCGGUUUCCCAUACGGCGCAGGGACGAUACCCUUUCAAGGUGUCUUCGCGGGGUCGCCCGCAACUGCACCAACGGAGCUGCGAUUCGUCCAGGCUGCUGAGUCUUUGGCGGAGCGAUACAACCUUCCUUUCGUGACCGUCUACCUUCCGGGACAAGGCUACAUCAUCCAGUUUAUUGAAGGAGCCGGAUGCGGGAAGGCUGAUGACGGAAUCAAUGGAAUGCACCCAGACUUGAUGGAUAGCGACGUUCUCGGCAAGUUCACUGAGGACACACACGGAUGUGCAAGUCAAGGGUCUGCACAGCUGGUGCCGGCGGAUUUCAUCAGAGGCAUCUGUCAGGAUAGUGGUCAGGGGAACGAUACUAAAUCAGGAAUAGCUCUGAGUGCAAAGCCCGCAGCAGAGUCUGGAGAGCAAGCAGAUCUCGCAGGUGAAAAUGCCGUCGGACUGUCUGCGAACUCUCCAGCGACGACUCGAUCCUGGCUUGACGUUCUGAAGCAUUCCCCCUGCAAAGCGGCGGCGGGAGAGAAGAAAGCAGACCGCGCCUCGUCCGCUGGACCGACGGAGAACAAGCCAGUGCCUCCGUCUUCCUCCAAUUUCCUGGGCGUUCUUGACGGCCUCCGGGAGGUGCCUUCACCUGCUACUGAGGAAGGCUCGAGUGGCUCUCCGUCGCUCUCGUCCUCCGUCGCGCCCCAGGAGGACGAAAAGAGUACGACCAGCACAGGCUGGCCGAGUCUCACACGCGGACUCGGACAGGAGGACCGCGCGAAGGACUCGGCUGACGGCGAACAGGCGGGCGAGAGACCGCGACCGCUCUCUCCACGCGGCCCCAGGGAGCCACAUGUCUUCUCCAGAAGCUUGGGAGCCGCCGGCGGAUGGCCCAGAGGGGACGCUGGCUUGGCUGAAAGUGGGUUCGGGGGCCCCGCAGUUUCGCAGCAAGCGCACAACGCCCUGUGUGGACACGGCGCCGCCGUGGACCUCUGUCGGUACAUCGCCGCGACGGAAGGGCAGGGGGAGAGCUUGAGUCCGGCGCCCCAUUCCACGAGGUCACUGAGUAUGGUCCUUCCGUCUCAUGGGCAUAAUUCACCGCGUUCAUGCCACACAUUUUUUCCGUCAACGUCUUUCGCGAACCCGAACCAGGUUCCAGACGCCCGACCGAUGAAGGCGGAGGCGAAGAGGCCACAGUUUUCCGCAGCCGAAGGAAGCGCCGGGUUCACUCCUUGCCCUUCCCUGCCUUCGACCGGCUUGCUGCGAACAGACAAAGAAGGCUUGGUGUCUGAAGGAUUUUUCCGCUUUCCGGACUUCCCAAGACAGAGCGCGUCUCGCCAGCAAGAGGACCUCCAGAAGCUGAACGCAGGGAAGGGCGACAGUUCUUUGGCGUCUUCUCUCUUCUCCAACCCCGGAACGACUUCUCAGCAGGACUCGCUUCUGUCUCGAGUUUCUGGCACGUACGCAGCCCCUCAGCAGCUGCCCUAUCAAGCAGGCGGCGACCAUCCUCCGCUCUCUCUUCAGCAGCAGAUGGCAGUGGCCCUCUCUCAGGCUCGCACGACGACGGGAGGCCCGAACACCUUCUCUUCGGCCUCCCUGCCGUGGCUCGUCUCCGACCUGGCCGCGUCCACGACCGAGGGAGGAUGCUCAGGUCUUGGAGACGCCGCGGGCGAACUCAGCGUCUUUUCGCUGUCGACUCGAGCAGCGAAGGGUGCUGACGCGCUUGGACUGAGCCGGUGUGGCCGUCUGAACGGAGACAAUGUCGAGGGUAUCGGCACUGGCCUCUUCGCAGCAGAGGACGAGGCGGCGUUGGCGUUAAGCCAAGACACCAGCGGGCUCCUGCACCACGUGCCUGCCUCGACAGGAGCGGGGCUCAAAACCAAGUCUUCCGCGAGGAGGCUCUCCGCUGGCUGGUUUGCCGCUGCGUUUCAAAACCGCGGAGUCCCAGAUGUGCGUCCGCUCCUGGACGACUUCAGCGAAAAAGCUGGACGCGUCGGCCGCGACGACGGCGACGACAAACUGAGCAAAGUGGAGACUCACUUCACUUUGAAGGGCCUCGAUUCCAGACGAAGCAGCGGCCCCACCUGCAACCAAAACAUGUCAGGGCUCUUCCGGGACGUCCCCCUCUCUCCGACGGCUGCACUGAUCGCGUCCAUCUGGCAGAAAGCGGGAAUUGAGGAGGACGACGAAAUACCCGCGAACGCAGCACCACAGCCCCGGGCGGAGCACCCACAGCUGGGAGUGAGCACGGACUCGCAAAUCCUCUCCUCGUUCUAA
Besnoitia besnoiti is the source of this 3795-nucleotide messenger RNA. RefSeq lists its product as uncharacterized. Bases 1 to 3795 code for a protein of 1264 amino acids. Lineage: Eukaryota; Apicomplexa; Conoidasida; Eucoccidiorida; Sarcocystidae. The record is from RefSeq and is a predicted model, not a curated record. Gene Ontology annotation, molecular function: metal ion binding. The transcript is spliced from 5 exons.